Molecule: messenger RNA, 291 nt
Organism: Opisthorchis viverrini
Lineage: Eukaryota; Metazoa; Platyhelminthes; Trematoda; Opisthorchiida; Opisthorchiidae
Exons: 2
Coding region: 1-291 (96 amino acids)
Source: RefSeq, a predicted model, not a curated record
AUGAUUUCAGUGCGCAGUGCCGACACGGAAUGCAAGCCUACCGCAACCUCGACCACCACAAUGACCACACAAUACGAGGACACUAAGGCAAGUUAUGAUCAGUAUUUCCCGUACGACUUUCCAGAAACAAAUAGCAUCCUUGAGCAGUUAAAACUGGGGCUAGUAUUGGCGGAAGAGUUAUACGAUACCUAUGUUCCAAAAUUCUUAAGGCUGAUGCGAGAUCUGACCCCCGAAAACCGGCUAGCGCUGGGACACACAAAAAGCUACCUAAAAGUAUUUAACGUCUUCUGA